This is a messenger RNA of Mercurialis annua (annual mercury), 1313 nucleotides long. RefSeq lists its product as uncharacterized. The record is from RefSeq and is a predicted model, not a curated record. The transcript is spliced from 7 exons. The coding region runs from base 160 to 1134 and encodes 324 amino acids. Lineage: Eukaryota; Viridiplantae; Streptophyta; Magnoliopsida; Malpighiales; Euphorbiaceae.
UCUUCAACCGAGUGAUACUGAGUCCACGCGGACUCGCUUAAUCGGAAACUCUUCUUCUUCUUCUUCCAAAAAUUAAGCAUAGCUCAUAUUUGAAUCAAGAGAUUAUAAUUUCUGAGAAUUAUCCAUUCAGAAUACUGAAAAAUAAUCAUAAUCAUAAUCAUGUGGGUGGAGAUACUCUGCGGUUUAAUCGCCUACAAGCUCUUCCGCUGCUUCUUCUCCGACGAAGACGUUUUGGAGCUCGAAUCCUCCGACACCACCGCCCUUUUCAACGUCGCUACUAGACUUGAGAAGCUUUAUGGAGGGAAGGUUUAUGUAGGGCUUCGAAUUCCUGAUGCUGAUACUGGAUCACGCCAGAAUGUUGAUUUGGUUCUUGUUACCACAGGGGAAGCAGUGGUGAUUUCUGUUAAGAAUUUACCGGGACUUGUAUCAAUUAGUGGUGAUGGCAGCUGGGUUUGUGAAGAAACUAGUAAGGGUAAACACAAGACCCACAAUCAUCCUGAUCCUGUAGAGGAGGUCAAGAAACAGGCUUCAAUUCUUGAGGCAUAUCUUGAACAAAGAGGAGUUGCUCUACCAGAAGGAUAUUUGUCUUACAAAGUGGUGCUUCCCAAUCCAAAGUUCUGGACUCUUCACUCGAACUAUUUUCCACCUGAGGUCAUUACCCAUGAGCAAUGGGUACAGCUUAAACCAGAACCUAAAAGUAUGUUAUCUGGUUGGAUUAAGGGUGCCUUUCGUGGUGGAAAGAAAGAGAUGCAGGAAUCUAUACACGAGAAGCUUAAUUUCACUCUUAGUACAGCUCCAAUGUGGGAUAGGUUGGAGCUUAAAGGCAACAAAUAUAUUCUAGGAGAGUUUAUGGAAUUUAAGGGGAAGCAAGAUGAUCUCACGGCUUUGAGGAGCAUCAAAAGAUCAAAAGUUGGUCGUAUUAUUGUUCAAAAGAUGAGCAUGUUUGGACUAGCCCAUUCAAAGCUUCAAGUUUUGUACUCUCCUCGUGAUUACCGAAGCGAAGGCACCUCUGCUUCGGAGUGGAAGGAAGCAACUGUAAGGUCAAGUACCGAGGUCCUAUUUCAACCAGAAAACUCUAAGAAAGUCUGCAAAUUCAAGCUCUCCUCAAUUAUCUCCAUGUCAUUAAGCGCCUAAGACUUGAAUUUGCAAGUGACAGUAGCAGAAUCGAACCCUAAAUAUGCUGCGUUUCGUAAAAGUUCCCCCAGUGUUGUUUCUAGGGCAUAAUUGUUUGUACAGUUUUGAUUCUAAGCUUAUACAAGGUCAAUUUUGAAGAAUCCAAAUCCAAAAUUCUAAUAAAAAUUCAGAUCUUAAGC